UUGCAGAAAUGCUGUUCUUGCUGAGUACCUGCCAUAUAUAGCCUGUCGAACAUUAAUUGAAACUCUAUUGAAACAAUCAUCUGUUUGCAACAAUCAUCUCGUUGGCUUCGAUGGCUAAAGAAGCAGCAGCAGCAGCUGCCUCAUCUUCUUCUCCUCCACCAUGGAAAUACCAUGUAUUCUUGAGUUUCAGAGGCGAGGACACGCGCUACAAUUUCACAGGCCAUUUGUGUAGAGCUUUGCGUCAAAAAGGAAUUAACACCUUCAUGGAUGAUUACCUUUCAAGAGGAGAAGAAAUAUCACCAGCGCUCCUCAAAGCGAUUGAAGAGUCGAGGAUUUCUGUCAUUGUAUUCUCCGAAAAAUAUGCUUCCUCAAGGUGGUGCUUGGACGAACUUGUUAAGAUCAUUGACUGCAAGAAAUCAAAUCAGCAAAUGGUGAUACCGGUAUUUUACAAGGUGAGUCCCUCGGAUGUUUGAAAUCAGAAGGGUUGUUUUGGUGAUGGACUUGCUGGCCUUGAGUGCAAUUAUAAGGAUAACGUUGACAAGAUCCACAAAUGGAGGCCAGCUCUUUCAGAAGCAGGAAAUUUGUCUGGGUGGACUCUCUUGGAUAAGCAUAAAGAUGAAUCGGAACUUAUUCAUAACAUUGUUGAAGGUAUUUCCGUGCAAGUAUUAAACCGUACAUAUUUGGAUGUGGCCGAAUACCCAGUUGGAAUGGAGUCUCGUGCAGAAGAAAUAAAUAACCUCUUACAUGUCGGGGGAAAUGAUGUCCGUAUGGUAGGUUUAUGGGGGAUUGGUGGAAUUGGUAAAUCAACAAUUGCCAAAGCUGUUUAUAAUUUAAUUUCCCACAACUUCGAAGGCAGUUGCUUUCUCAGUAGCGUUGGAGAAAGUUCAAUGACGGAUAAAGGAUUGGCCAAAUUACAAAAGACACUUCUUUAUGAGAUUCUACUGGGAGACAAGUUGAAGGUGGCCAAUGUUGAUAAAGGAAUCACUUUAAUUAAGGAAAGAUUAAGCAGUAAAAGGAUUCUCUUAGUUCUUGAUGAUGUGAACGACAUGAAACAGUUACACUGCUUAGCUGGGGGAUCAGAUGGUUGGUUUGGCGUGGGUAGUAGAAUUAUCAUAACUACGAGGGAUAAGAAACUGUUAACUGCUCAGCAUCAUAAUAUUUUGAUAUACGAGGUGAAGGAAUUGAACGAUCAUGAAUCUCUCGAGCUCUUCAGUUGGAAUGCCUUCAAAAGCAAAGGACCUUUGGAUGGUUAUGCGGAACUUGCAGACCAUGCAAUACGGUGUGCUCAAGGCCUUCCAUUAGUUUUGAGAGUUUUAGGUUCACAUUUGUACUGUGAAAGUAUAGAUAUGUGGCAAGCUAUAUUAGAUGGUCUGAUCAAAAGUCGAGAAAUUCAAGACGUUUUCAAGAUAAGUUAUGAUGCAUUGGAUGAAAUAGUGAAGGAAGUUUUUCUCGACAUUGCGUGCUUCUUUAAUGGGGAAAAAAGUAACUAUGUGAUCGAAAUAUUAGAAGGUUGUGGGCUAAACCCUAAGCAUAGCAUUGACGUACUCAUACAGAAGGCCCUCGUAAAUAUAUAUUAUGGUAUUAUACGGAUGCACAAUUUGGUAGAAGAAGUGGGUAAAGAAGUAGUUCGCCAACAAUCACCCAAUGAUCCUGGAGAGCGCAGCAGGUUGUGGUUUCAUGACGAUGUUUAUCGUGUUCUGACGGAGAAUACAGGAACGAAAAACAUUAUAGGCAUAAAGGUGCAGCUGCUUGAAUCGGAUAACGAGAUAUGCUUAAGUCCUGCAACCUUCUCCAACAUGAAAAAUCUUAAAAUUUUCAUAAACCGUAAUGGACGGUUUUCUGGAGCCGUUGAUUACCUCCCCAACAACUUAAGGUUCGUUGAUUGGCCUGAAUGUCCGUUGAAAUCUUUGCCGCUCAAUUUAAUUCCGAAGAAUCUUGUUCUACUCAACAUGAGGAACAGCCGUAUCACAGGAUUCGGGGAGGGAUUUAAGAUCCUGACGAAGCUGACUUCUAUAGAUUUAUCUGACUGUGAAUACUUAACCAGAAUCUCCGACUUAUCCGGAGUUCCAAACUUAGUGAGGUUGAAUCUAGAAUGUUGCGGAAAUUUAACCGAGGUUGAUUCAUCAGUUGGAUUUCUUAAUAAACUUGAAUUCCUGGGACUUAAUUUCUGCGAUAAGCUUACAGUGUUUCCAACAACAAUAAGCUUGAAAUCUCUGGAGUAUUUUAAUCUUUACGGUUGUGAAAAGUUUGAGAUAUUCCCGGAAAUUGUGGGCAAAAUGGAAAGCCUAAGUGAUUUGACAAUUGUUAGAACUGCUAUAAAAGAAUUGCCUCCAUCAAUUGAAAAUGUCACCGGGCUUUUACGCUUAUCGUUAGAUGAAUGUGAAAACCUUGCAAAUCUGCCGCAAAGCAUUUAUGCGCUGCCCCGUCUUGAACAUCUUGGUCUCAGUGGCUGCCCAAAGCUUGUUACACUCCCUCCGGAGCUUCCAACUAACUCAAACACUUCACUUGACAACUUUGGGUCAGUAGCACUUCCCAAUCUAGAGAGAGUAUAUUUUGAUGAAUGCAGUUUAUCGGACAUUGAUACCCUUGCAAAUUUCGGUUGCUUAUCUAAAUUACAAAGAAUUAGUCUAUGUAAUAGCAAUUUUGAGAGUCUUCCUGCAUGCAUUAGCAAAUUUGUGCGGUUGGAGACACUUGAUUUGUCUGGUUGCAAGAGACUUCGAGAAAUUUUAAAACUUCCACCAAAUAUAAGAUGGAUUAACGUUGGUGAUUGCAUAUUGCUGGAAAUAUUUCCAACAUUGUCAGAGAUGAUACGGGUAGACGGAGACACGAGACUCAUUCGUUGGAUGAACUUGUCUAAUUGCCAAAGGCUAUGCGAAAAUUUGGCUUUGGAUGUCUCCAAGAUGGCAAGCGUAUUACUGCAUCAGGCGUGGAAGUGCUAUGAAGUGCCAAGUAUUAUACUUCCAGGCAGUGAAGUUCCAAAUUGGUUCAGUUGCCGUAAGGACGUACGUGUGGGGGUUGAUGGCUCUACAACUGAUCCUGGUUGUAUAUGUGAAAUAUUUAUUGAAAUCCCUCGGACUUUCAAAUGGAAAAACACAAUACUUGUUAUCUGUGCUGCUUUCACAAACACGCAAAAUGCAUAUUGCGAUUUUACGAUAGAGACUGCAGUCAAUGGAGUACGUAUAUAUGAGAGUGAUGUUUUAAUACAAUUAAUAUCAAAAAAGACAGAUGCAGCUCGUGUGUGGCUAACAUAUAUUCCAUUACCGGCUCACAUAAAGUCGAAGGUGGAUGAGGGUGGUGAUCAAUCAAAGCCGUAUCUGUGUCGAGUUCGUGUUUGCUGCGGAUCAUCAGAUGCGCCCCUCUUAAAAGGCUGCGGUGUCCAGGUGGGACUUCACAUUCUUCAACGCGUCCAAGAAGGCUUAAAUGGCUGCGGUGUCCACUUGGGAAAUUUCAGUAUGCCCGAGGAUGGUGGUGAAGAUGACGAUGAUGUAGGAGGUGAAGUUCGACCAAGAAAAAAGAAAAGGAUGCUGGCGAUCAAGGGUUGAAUGUUUCCGACGUGGGACUUCACAUUCUUCAACGCGUCCAAGAAGGCCAUUGAUAUACGAUUCCUCUCAUCUCUCUCGUGUUUAAGGCAAGGAUUUGGCUCCAUUUUAACGCUCUCUCCUGUUUUUCUUCUGUUAGUUUUCAAUUCUUAGAAUUCUUUGUGAUUUUCGUUUAUGGAAAACUAAUCUCCAUAGCUACGGCUAGGAGAGAAACCUACACUGUAACUAUGUACUUCUAUUAUUUUGAUUUUAUUUUGGAUUUUCAGGUUGGAAUUUCUUAUUUAAUCUAUUUUUGGAAUGAUGAAUAUUAGUUAUGAUCCAUAGGAUCAACCCUUUUUUUCU
This is a messenger RNA of Malus domestica (apple), 3881 nucleotides long. The record is from RefSeq and is a predicted model, not a curated record. Lineage: Eukaryota; Viridiplantae; Streptophyta; Magnoliopsida; Rosales; Rosaceae.